Talaromyces rugulosus is the source of this 747-nucleotide messenger RNA. RefSeq lists its product as uncharacterized. Gene Ontology annotation, biological process: glycerol catabolic process; gluconeogenesis; glyceraldehyde-3-phosphate biosynthetic process. The coding region runs from base 1 to 747 and encodes 248 amino acids. The transcript is spliced from 6 exons. Gene Ontology annotation, molecular function: triose-phosphate isomerase activity. Gene Ontology annotation, cellular component: cytosol. Lineage: Eukaryota; Fungi; Ascomycota; Eurotiomycetes; Eurotiales; Trichocomaceae. The record is from RefSeq and is a predicted model, not a curated record.
AUGCCUCGCCAAUUCUUCGUCGGAGGAAACUUCAAAAUGAAUGGAGUCGCCGACUCCAUCAAGUCCAUUGUCAACAACCUCAACGCCGCCAAGCGUGACCCUAGCACCGAAGUCGUUGUAUCCCCGCCCGCGCUGUACCUGGCACUUGUCCGCGAGCUGGCCGACUCGUCUAUCGGUGUCUCGGCGCAAAACGUCUACGACAAGCCCAAUGGCGCGUUCACUGGUGAGCUGAGCGUUGAGCAGCUCAAGGAUGCCAAGAUCGACUGGACUCUGGUGGGACACAGUGAGCGACGAGUGUUGCUGCGCGAGGACGAUGACUUUGUUGCUCGCAAGACCAAGGCUGCUAUUGACGGUGGCUUGAGCGUCAUUCUCUGCAUUGGCGAGAGCUUGGAGGAGCGUGAAGCCAACAAGACCAUCGAAGUCGUCACAAGACAGCUGGACGCCGUCGCCAAGCUCUUGAGCGAGGCUGAAUGGGCCAAGGUUGUCAUUGCCUACGAGCCUAUCUGGGCCAUCGGCACCGGCAAAGUCGCCACCACCGCUCAAGCUCAAGAAGUGCACGCUUCCAUCCGCCAAUGGCUCCAGAAGAUCUCCGCAUCCGUCGCCGAAAACACUCGCAUCAUCUACGGUGGUAGCGUCAGCGAGAAGAACUGCCGUGAACUGGCCAAGGAGAAAGAUGUUGACGGAUUCCUUGUUGGAGGUGCCAGCUUGAAGCCAGCUUUCGUCGAUAUCAUCAACUCCCGCAUUUAA